Trypanosoma rangeli is the source of this 2571-nucleotide messenger RNA. Its product is annotated as coiled-coil domain containing 39. NCBI's taxonomy places the organism in Eukaryota, Euglenozoa, Kinetoplastea, Trypanosomatida, Trypanosomatidae. The record is from RefSeq and is a predicted model, not a curated record. Gene Ontology annotation, cellular component: axoneme. Gene Ontology annotation, biological process: cilium movement; inner dynein arm assembly; cilium-dependent cell motility. The coding region runs from base 1 to 2571 and encodes 856 amino acids. The transcript has a single exon.
AUGAACGUGGACGUUAUAGAUGCGACGGCGGAGGCACUUCCGCUGGAGCUGCUGAACGCAACAAACAAGGAGCUGACGGCGCAGCUGUCGCGCCACGAGCAGCUGUGCGAUGAUAAGGUACGUGAGAUAGAAGACCUGCGGCGGCGGCUACAGUUCAUGAAGGAGCAUCUCAGCAACGUGCGCGGGGAGGUCGUGAACACCCAGAGCCUGGUGGAGUGCAAGCGGCGUGAGGUGGAGUCGGGGACGCACAUGUACCGCCUUCUCGACCGCGAGUGCGGCCGGCUGAAGCAGGGGAAAGCGCAGAUGCAGGCGCAGCAUGCGGAGGUGCAGGAGCGGCUUCUGGCGGUGCAGAACUGCAUCUUCCAGGAGAACCUGCGCAUGGCCGAGUUGAAAGGGGCAAUGACGUUCAACCAGGACGAGCUUGAGCAGUGGGACCUUGCACGCAAGCAAAAGGAGGCGGACGAGGAGGCAGUGGCGCGCUACACGAAGGACGAUGAGGUGCGGGCGCGUCAGCUGAACACGGCUGUUGAGCGGCUCGAGGCGAAGCUGCGUGACCGCAAGCGUGCGCUGGAGGAGGAGGUGAUGGUGGCGCGCAACGUGCAGCUGGAGCUCGACCGCAGUGCAGUUGACUACCGCAAGCUUCACCACGACCGCGGCCUGCUGCUGGAUGAGUGGGAGAACGUAGUGAAGGCCAUUCACGAGCGCGACGCGGCAAUUCGCUCAGCGGCGAUGCAGUACGCGGAGGGCGCGGAGUGGCUGGAGCAGCGGCGGGCGGUGCUGCUGGCGCUUUCCACUGACCUUGACACGGCACGCGAGGAGGAGGCGAUGACGCAGGCUGGCAUCAAGGAGCGGGAACAGCGCGCGGAGAAGCACCGUGGCGUGCUGGCCUCACUGGAUGGGUGCGUUGUGUCGAUGGAGGAGGAGGUGGAGACGCUCCGCGAGCAGCUUGCACGGGCGGUUCGGGAGCGCAACAAUAGCCGCGUUCGCGCCGAGGAGAGCCGCGCGUCCGUUGCGCACAAGGCGGCUGCGUACGAUCGCGCGGUGGAGCAGCGGGCGCAGACGAAGAAGCAGCUGCACGGCGAGCUUGACACGGCGGUGGACCUCGAGCAGCAGCGGGUCACAAUUGCGCGACUACUGCAGGAGGCCCGCGCGACGGAGCGGCGCCUGGACAAGGAGGUGGAGGAUCUCAAGCGCGAGCGCUUUACCGCGGGUGAGCGGCUGCAGGCGACUGGCCAGCUGCAGGACGAACUUAUUGCGGAGAUCAGCGGCGGGCAGUCGCAGGGGCGGAACCUCAAGGCAAGGAUCGCCCAACUCGACCGCGAGUCCUUUGCGCAGCAGGAGGUGCUGUACAACGUAGAGUUCAAUGUGCAGCAGAUGCAGCGCAAGGUGAGUCGGGCGAAGGGGGAGCGGACGGAGGAGGAGCGGAAGCCCCUGAAGGAGAAGAUUGAGGCGCUGCAGAGCACACUGGACGAGCUGUGCAAGCAGCAGCGCGCGUUGGACACGCAGGUGAAGCGGGUGCGGGAGGAAACACGGCAGGCGACCUUGGAGGUGGUGCGGAUGCGGGAGCAGGAGAAGGACACGUGCGACAAGGCGAUACAGCUGCGUCUUGCGUGUGACAGCUGCGCGGCGGAGUUGCGUAAGCUGCGCAGGGCGCGGGAGGACGAACUGGUGCGUGUGGACACGCAGGAGCUGCAGCUGCAGGGGCUGAAGCGCACGCUGCACCAGCGUAGCGGCGAGUUGAGCGACCUUGAGGGGCAAAAGCGACAGCUCUCGCAGGAUGUGUCGCAGCGGGCGGCGGAGAUCGCCGUGCACCACGACCUCCUCAAGAUGGAGGCGAAGCUUGCGGAGGAGGAACGCCGGCGGCUUGUCGCCGAGCUACAAGACCGCCAGAAGAGCCUCGGGGCGCUGCGCAACCGCUACGAUGUGCGUGUGGGCCGCAUGGACCCGGAGCAGGCGCACUGGUCGCAGGCGCAGCUUGUGAUGGAGGCGGCAAAGGAGCGCGAGGCGCUGCAGCACCAGGGCGACGCCCUGGACGCACGCGUGGCGCGGCUCGAGCGUGAGCUGCUGAAGCUGGAGCGGGCGCUGCAGGUCAUACGGGCAAGUAAUUCGAACUACCGUCACAUGUUUGAUCGGGUGCAGGAGGGCGAUGGGGAGGAGCAGACGCGACGGGCGCUGGAGGCGAAUCAGCGCGAGCUCAAGGUUGUCAUCAGCCGCCGUGCGCUGGAGGCAAGCGAGUAUCAGGAGGUUCUGCAUGGCAAGACGGCGGAGCUGCAGCAGCUGGUGGUGCGGAAGGAGCAAGCGCUGAAUGUGGUGGAGGAGCUGCGGCAGGCAUGCGAGCACACGCACAGGGCCAUCCUGGAGGGCAGAGAGACGGUUAUCCGCUACAACCAGGCGAUCAAUAAGGCCCGUGGCGCUAUCACGGCGGAGGCGGCGGCGGAUGUGGAGUUGCAAGAGAAGCGGCAACGACACGAGGCGGUGGUGGGGCGUGUGCUGCAGCUUUCGCAGCGACACGGCGAGGGCGCGGGCGAGGUGGCGCGUGCGCUUCUGCAGGAGCGAUUGGGUGCCAUCUGA